Amoebophrya sp. A25 is the source of this 2793-nucleotide messenger RNA. NCBI's taxonomy places the organism in Eukaryota, Dinophyceae, Syndiniales, Amoebophryaceae. The record is from the annotation of a GenBank genome assembly.
AUGGAGGAGAUCUUGGAUGUAUCAAGUUUGCGCCAGAUCGAAGAGAUGUUCGAGAGUUUAACCGUUUCACGUGGCAGUGUCUUGAAGGGCAUGACGUUGCUGAUGGAUCGUGCUACCUCCGCUAUCCAAAUCGCGAAAAUGAUGGUGUCGUAUGGAUUGGAGCAGCACCAAGGAGAAGGGACGAACAACCGUGCCACUGGCGGGCAGGACCGCCAAGCAUCAGACAAUGAUAAUGUUGGAGAUCAAAGCUUACCGUUGCCAUCGUCGUCCUCAUCCUCAUGGCUAGCGCGUCUCUAUCUCAUCAGCGACGUUCUGCAGAACAGCUGCAGUGCGCAACAGCCAAGGGCAUGGUUCUAUCGAAAAGAGCUGGAAAGCUCCUUGCCAGAGUUUUUUCACUUGGGAGCCGCUGGGAAGAAGUCCAAGUCCUUAAAGAAAGACGUUAUGCGUGUGGUGGAUGCGUGGCAAGAAGCUUGCUUGUUCUCCCCAAUGUAUUUGCAGGGAUUGAGGGCGACUUUUAUACUCGCGGAUCUCCUCGUGCUGAAGGGGAUGAACAGUGAGAAAGAGACCAGUACUAGAGUAGAACAACAACAACACCAAGUCCAAGAUGACUCUCUUCGGCCUCAGCUUUUGGACAAGUUCAUGGAGAGUCCUCGGAUGAUCGUGCGUUGCCGUGAAUGGGAAAGACUCGAGCACUACUCACAACUGGAAAAGCUGUGUCGGCAGAGAGGUGUACGACAUACUUUUCAUGAGCAACAACAGCAAAGUGCUGGUGGGCGGAAUGGGAAGGGAGGUUCAGCAGGUUUUGCAGAGAACGCCACCACGCCAAGCCCUGAGCAAGUUGAUUUAGAACGGCGUGCUUUUCUGAUCCGGCAGCUGGCGCUUUACGAGUACUAUCUCUGUGACGGCAAUGGUGAACUCGUGACCACAUCCUUGGACGAGAAUAGCGGUUCCCAUAGCACUUUGGAUGGGGCAGCUCAACAAAAUGGUCGUGGUGCUCAACAAAAUGCUGCCUCUCCAUCUUCAAAUUUUCUUGUAGCCACGACUUCCAGUAGAGGUGGAGGCGUUAUAACCAACGGCAAAGGUGGUCGUAGCACAGCACCAGGACGAAUGGGAAUGGCUCCCGGCGUAGGAGUUGCUGUACCAGCUAGUGGCUAUGCAUUCAACAAAGGUACUGGAGGUUCGAAUCCUGGCAGUCUCAUCUACGAUCCAGCAGUCGACGGGCAACCUCUGGAGAGGUCAGUGAGGUCGAAAUUGGAGAGACAAGUGAUUUUGAAGGAUCUGUGGUUGCUCUACGAACGCCUGGAAAAACUGAACAGGGAAGACGAGUACCAGAUGCACAAGAAGAAGAAUCAAAUGCGUUUGGUGAAAGAGGGAAGAAUUGCGCAGAUGCUGAAUACAAGGCUUUAUGGAAAACUUAUACAUAGUUCCAAAUACUUAGAAGGACGAGAGCUUAAACAAAAUAUUAUAGUAUUAUAAAGCUUGAUCCGAUCAUUAAAAUCUAGAGGUUGUUGAUUUGAACUACAAUGAGGGAAUUUCGCAUUAGAAAUGGUAUCUUCACAAAGACAACGCUCUAAUCCGAAGAUUUGGUGCAAGGAGAUGGCAGCGCAGUUCUCGGAGGAAUGGCUGGACUAGAGGAUCUUGACGGUCAAUCACCUGGAACGUGGCACACUGUUGAACGAGUAGAAGAGAAACCACUUCGUGCGAGACAAGCAGCCCUGAAUCAGCCAGCCGCGAAGGACAAAGAGGAUGAUGACGGUGACCAGGGUAGUCGCUCCAGUAGGAGUGGGCGCGCACGUGAUCGAAGUCGCGCCCGCGGACGACAUAUUUUUAAUAAGAAGGACCACAAGAGAGAAGCAUCUUCAAAAGAACGCAGUAGGAGUCGAGAUCGAGAGCAGCAGAGGCAUGAUUCACGCAAGAGAAGGCGUUCAGGUGGUAGAGAUGAGCAUGGCCUACAUGGUGAUCAUAGACGAACAAAACGUCGUAGAAAUGAUCAAGAUUGUAGGCGAAAUAGGACCAGAUCUGCUUCUUCAAGGUCCAGCAGGAGCAAGGAGAGGGACCGUGAUCUCAAGAAGGCUUCUCGAAAGCAUGAUAGCAGACGGCGCGAGCAGAAAGAGAGGCGACGGGAAGAUUCUGACAGAGACAGAAGAGAUCGCGACAGAAGUAGAGGACGUGACGGGGAUCAUGCUGGUGACAGAACAAAGAAGAGAAGCGCAUCAAGUAGAGAAAGAAGUAGAAAUACUAGUAGUAAAGGCCCUAAUGAAGCUGACCGUGGAAACAGGAGAAGACAUGAAGAUCCGAAAGCUGCUAAGCGAAGGACGAAGCCCUCUGAUUCUCGAGCAUCUUCAGGCUCUUCCAAAGCUGACGCGGAGGGCGAAGACCUUGAUGGAGCUCCGAUGGAGGACAUCGAUGGGGCCCAGGAGGGAGAUUCUAACGACAUAGACGGCGAGGCGAUGGAAGAAGACAUAGAUGGAGAACCUAUGCCUGCUGUGUAAUAAGAUGGAGAACCUAUGCCUGCUGUGUAAUAAAUGUUAAUGUUUUUAGUCGUGUAGGACAUGAUAGGCAUUGCGCACAUUUAAUGACUUCCCACUCCGCAGUGCCCCACCAAGCCCAACGCAAGCGUGGUUCCCGCCGUUAGUAGUACCCCUUGAGUGUGCAGUAGAUACGCACUCAAUAUUACGCGGAAAUUUUUCUCGUACGACCUUUUUCCACUUACACCAUAAUUUCAAACUUGUCGAUACUCUCUCUGUAAUGGAAACAAGUCCAUAACGCACUCCAUUCAGCGCAGGAAACCAU